AUGGAAGCGAAGUCUGCUGGUUGGACCAGCGACCUCGGUGGUGUAGCGCUCCUGCUGUGGGCUGCAGAGCAUGGGGAUGAAUCAAGCGCAUCCUUGGCACUCGAGAAGGGAGCAGAUGCUAAUACAGGAGACUGGUUGCGUCAGACGCCUUUAUCAGUGGCAGCUAAAAAUGGUCACGUAGAAACUGUGAAGCUACUUUCCGAUACUAGUGGGGCUGCAGUCAACACUACGGAUUGGCGAGACCGCACGUCGCUUGCAUGGGCUGCAGGGAAAGAGCAUACGUCCGUUGUACGGAUGUUGAUGGAUAGAGGUGACAUGAGCCUAUCCUCCCAGGAAAAGAGCGGAUAG
Didymella exigua CBS 183.55 is the source of this 348-nucleotide messenger RNA. RefSeq names its product ankyrin. The record is from RefSeq and is a predicted model, not a curated record. Bases 1 to 348 code for a protein of 115 amino acids. The transcript has a single exon. Gene Ontology annotation, molecular function: protein binding. NCBI's taxonomy places the organism in Eukaryota, Fungi, Ascomycota, Dothideomycetes, Pleosporales, Didymellaceae.